Messenger RNA from Jaminaea rosea, 1893 nucleotides. Its product is annotated as Ribokinase-like protein. The transcript has 2 exons. NCBI's taxonomy places the organism in Eukaryota, Fungi, Basidiomycota, Exobasidiomycetes, Microstromatales. Bases 275 to 1456 code for a protein of 393 amino acids. The record is from RefSeq and is a predicted model, not a curated record.
CAACCGAGCGAUGAGGGGCGCCGACGACGAUGACGGCGUGGGCGACAAAGGAAGGCGAAUAUCAGAAGAAGUGAAGUCCUAGGCCUGUGCUCUCAGUCUGGCUCAUGCUGAGAGAAGUACGAGCUUCACUGCCGGAUCUCUCGAACGCUUUUCUCGAUACCCGUCACCGUGCUUUACCUGCGCCUGUCUAGCUGCCUGUCAUGUGAGCCCAUAAUCACCGGGCUUCUUCCCGUCUUGACCCCAACACCCGCAAUUCUGGCUCAGAACAGCAAGCAUGCCUUCUCCAACCUCAGGGCCGCCCGUCGUCGGGACAAUGGGAAUGUUCAUCGUGGACACCUUUCUCUACCUGGAUUCUACCACAGGCCAGUCACGCGGGGACGGCGGCAAAGGCUCAGCGUUAGGUGGAGGAGGCCUCUACUUCGCUGUCGGUGCUCGUGUUUGGCUGGACCCAGGGCAAAUCCGUAUGGUCAUUGAUCGAGGCAGCGACUUUGAGCCCGAGUGGCAGACGACAUUGGAUCGAUUCGAUGACAAUGAUGCGGGAAUGUGGGCGUGGAGGCAGAGGAAGGAUGGACUGACUACCAAGGCGGUCAACGUCUAUCGGGGAGAUCAAAGAAGCUUCGAGUACCUCACCCCCAAGCUUCGUCUCGACCCUCGCGACUUGGUCAGCCCUACCUCCCCAGACUUGCCGCACUGGGUGCACUGCAUCUGCGCGCCCAGAAGAGCCAUGGAGAUCCUCGAUGAGAUAGAUGCCAUUGACGCCAAAGGGAAGCGCAAAGAAGGCGGCAAGGGCACAAAAGUCUGCUGGGAACCGAUACCGGAUUCUGCCUUGCCUGAGAAUCUGGAAGAAUGCUUGCAAGUCAUGAGGCGGGUCGACGUCUUCAGCCCAAACCACGAAGAAGCCGCCUCCUUCCUGAGCGUCGACUCUGGCCUAGUCUCCGUACCCUCGCCCCUCGCCUCCACAGCUCAAGGUGCAGCCGUACGACAGGCUCACCUCACCCACCUAGCCAGGGGUUUCAAGGCUCGCUUUGACGAGGCGUCCAGCCAAAUUUCUGGCGGAUCGGAUAGGCCACGCUGCCCGCUCAUCGUCAUCCGAGGCGGGGCAGCUGGGAGCUGCGUCCUCUACGAGCGUGAGCCGGGGCAAGCCAGCAUCGAGGCCGAUGUGCCAGCUUAUCACACGGCAGCCACGUCAAAGGCAGUCGUAGACGUUACCGGCGGGGGCAAUUCGUACUUGGGCGGUUUGACGGCCUGGCUAAGCAUGCACCAGCCGCCUGCGGACACAGAGGAGGAUACACGCCAAUGGCUUCGCGGUGCUCUGGGAAGGGGUGCGGUCUCUGCUUCGUUCGCUAUUGAGCAGCUGGCUCUGCCUCGUUUGGAACAGGAGCAAGGGCAGGGAGAGACGUGGAACGGCGAGUCGCCGCAGAUCAGGCUGGAGGAGCUGCUCAACCGGGAGGCAUGACCAGGCGACUCCACUCUGGCGCACAUUCUGUAGAGUAAGUCGUCUGCGCAUUGCGUCCGUGCGAGGCGGAGAGAAAGAAGUUGUAGAGAACAAAGAGUGCAAGUCGAGCAGGGAGUGGGUGAGAGAUGCGUGAAAGAGAAAGAAAUGCUGGUCGUCCAAAUUCGUGAAUGUAGCCAAAUAGAUGCUCUACUGUUCCUCCUCCUCAUCGCCCCUGCUGCUGCUGCUGCUGCUGCUGCCUCGCCGCCGCCGCAGCUCCAAUGGUCGCCACCACCGAGCGCCUUUGAUCGAGUGUCGCACUCCCGCCGACCGCACUAGCACUCGUCGCCCUAGCAGGCAACCUGAAUCCAGGCCCACCAAUAUUCAUCCUCUGAUUGUACCUGUCAAUCUCCCACUGGGCCAACCCAUCCGUACCGCUCCAGUUAGCUGAACUACUCCUU